This is a messenger RNA of Melopsittacus undulatus (budgerigar), 2545 nucleotides long. RefSeq names its product dimethylaniline monooxygenase [N-oxide-forming] 5-like. The record is from RefSeq and is a predicted model, not a curated record. Gene Ontology annotation, molecular function: NADP binding; N,N-dimethylaniline monooxygenase activity; flavin adenine dinucleotide binding. The coding region runs from base 534 to 2132 and encodes 532 amino acids. The transcript is spliced from 9 exons. NCBI's taxonomy places the organism in Eukaryota, Metazoa, Chordata, Aves, Psittaciformes, Psittaculidae.
GGGUAGUCACAGUGGCACAGCUCAGGGUCACCCUCAUCCCCUGCAUGCAGCUCCCACCGCUGUGUAGUUCAGGAUAUUCAGCAGAGGGGGUUCCUGACCACUUCACGCCAGGGCCACCCAGCUGCCGGCUAUCAGUGCACUCGGCAUCCACAAGCUUUUGUUUUCAGUGCCAUGACCUGACAAAAUCUGCAGCAUGGCAACAUCUCAGCCCUGAGGCCAGGACAUCCCACAGCAGCUUCAGCGUUGUUACGCACUUACAGAUCCUCAUGAGCCCUAUGCAGGAGCAGGCCAGGUGCAGGCAGGAGGUGUGGCAGGGCAGCAGGGAGAACCUGUAGAUCAGAUCAGCAAGAAACACAUUUUGUGACAGCCCAGCUGAUCUCAGUCAGGCUGGGGAAGCACCGGAAGAGCCAUCCCCGACCAAGUGGCACCGUGCACCCCCGCCGUGACCCACCAGGCUCUGCACACCCCCAAGUGUGUUUUGCCCCAGGACAAGAAUCUCCAGCAUCCCUGCCACCACCACAGUCCUGCAGGACAUGGUUGCCCAGAACGUAGCCAUCAUUGGUGCCAGUGCCUCUGGCCUAUGUGCCCUGAAAUGCUGCCUGGAUGAGGGGCUGGUACCCACCUGCUUCGAGAGGAGCUGGGACAUUGGAGGGCUCUGGAGGUUUGAGGAGCACCCCGAGGAGGGCCGCGCCAGCAUCUACCGCUCUGUCAUUAUCAACACCUCCAAGGAGAUGAUGUGCUUCAGUGACUUCCCCGUACCUGAGGACUUCCCCAACUACAUGCACAGCUCCAAGAUCAUGGAGUACUUCCGCAUGUACGCCCAGCACUUCGACCUGCUCCGCCACAUCCGAUUCAGGACCAGCGUGUGCCGUGUGUCCAAGCGUCCCGACUUCGCCGCCACGGGCCAGUGGGAGGUGGUGACGGAGAGUGAGGGGAAGCAGGAGGCUGCCAUCUUUGAUGCUGUGCUGGUGUGCACCGGGCACCACACCGAGGCCCACCUACCGCUGAGCUCCUUCCCAGGAAUCAACAACUUCAAGGGCAACUACAUCCAUAGCCGAGACUACAAGGACACUCAGGACUUCACAGACAAGAGAGUCGUUGUCAUUGGGAUCGGGAAUUCAGGGGCAGACCUGGCUGUGGAGAUUAGCCAAACAGCCAAGCAGGUCUUCCUCAGCACCCGCCGUGGAGCUUGGAUCUUCAAUCGUGUUGGACCUCACGGCUACCCCAUCGACACCAUCCUCACCACCCGCACCAACGCGUUCCUGAAGAACCUGCUGAGCCAGUCCAUGGUGAGCAACUCUGUGGAGAAGCAGCUGAACGCCAGGUUCAACCACUCACUCUACGGCCUGAAGCCAAAGCACAGGGUCCUUGACCAGCACCCAACCAUCAAUGACGACCUCCCCAACCGCAUCAUUUCAGGCAGGGUGCUGGUGAAGCCAAACAUCCAGGAGUUCACAGAGACAUCUGUCAUCUUUGAAGAUGGUACCAGGGAAGACAUUGACGCCGUGGUCUUUGCUACGGGAUACGUUUUCUCCUUCCCCUUCCUCGAAGGCUGUGUGAAGGUGGUGGAGAACCAGAUUCCCCUCUACAAAUUCGUGUUCCCCCCUGACCUGGAGAAGCCAACACUGGCUUUCAUUGGCCUCAUCCAGCCCCUGGGUGCCAUCAUGCCCAUCUCUGAGCUCCAGUGUCGCUGGGCCACCCGCAUCUUCAAAGGGUUGAACAAGCUUCCCCCACGACACUGCAUGGAGGCGGACAUCAAGGAAAAGAGAGAAGCAAUAGCAAAACAGUAUGUGAAGAGCCGGCAGCACACCAUCCAGGUGGAUUAUAUCCCCUACAUGGAUGAGCUCGCCUCGCAGGUGGGGGUCAAGCCCAACCUGCUCACCCUCUUCCUCACUGACCCCAAGCUGGCACUGGAGGUUGCCUUUGGGCCCUGCACACCAUACCAGUACCGCCUGCGGGGCCCGGGCAAGUGGGACAGUGCCAGAGAGGCCAUCCUCACCCAGCGGCAGCGCAUCAUCAAGCCCCUGCAGACACGGCUCAUGGAGGAGCACCCAUCAGCUCCCACCAUGCCCCUCUUCUUCAAGCUGGUUGGAGCUGUGGCCAUCCUCGCCAUCGGUUUUGCUUACUUUUAGGUGACCCACAAGUGCGGAAAGGAAUGUGCCGGGGGUGUGGGCUGUUCAUCCCCUGCCCUCUAGUAACCUGUGCACCCCAGUGGUGGCAGGAUCCCUCCUCCUGCCCCACAUGGCCCCGCUGUGGCCACACCACAAGCCCAAGAUGCACAGAGCCUCCCCGGCUCAUGAAAUAACACCCCAGUGCCUGGUCUCCACCUUUCCCCAUGAAGCCACAGCCAGAGACAGAAGAGGAAACCUGCUCACACAUACAGGGAAAUCCAGUCCCUCCCAGCCUGCUUUUUCAACCCAGUUGGGACACACCAGGCUUUUCUGUCUCCUCUAACCCAGCCAUGCCACCACUGGCACACUCACACAAGAGCUGAGUGGCAAAGGCACAGCAGACUUCCUAACUUGAUAAAUGCGUUAAAAACAGA